AAGUGACUUCUUCUUGCAGCAUGUACGCUCAGCUUCCUUUUUUCUCAAUGUGUGUGAAGAUGAAACUGUUAGAAUAGAAGGACAUCUGCAAACAUCUCACACCUGCAGAGGGCUGAACAGAGGUAAGGGCUUGAUGGCAGCUAAUUGUUCCCUGACAGAUGUCAACUUUGCCUGUCUGUCUCUCUUAACAUGUUUGCAGCUGUGCAGCAGGCUGACAGCCUCUGGCAUUCUCUUUCUGCCGGGGUCCUCCCAAAUGCACCCAAAAUCCCAGCCAUGCUGUUUGAUCUCCACAGGCCUGCCUGAUGACAACAGGCUGUGGUGAUUUUAUUUGUCAUCUUUAGAGCAUGUGUAGCAGUAUUUCUUUCCCAGAGACAUCAGAUGUUUGUACUGCAGACAUCUUUUCCAGGAGAAAAGGCUAAUAGAUGAGGGCAGGCUGUAUUUCCUGGCUGGCCCAAUCCUCUGGAGACUUCCUGGUCAUUAGCAUCCCCCAGAAGGACAUGCACCAUAAUGGCUGCAGACUCUAGGUGGUGCUGCCCCAAGCCCUGUAGCCUACAGCGUCCGACAUCAGUUGCAGCCUGGCCUGGGUUUGGGUUAUUUUAAGCUGCCCCUGCAAUGCAGCUGCAACUCCAGAAAAAGGACUGAGGGGCCUGCUCAUCAGGGAAGAGCUCAGUAAGCACACGUUGUCACUGGCUUAGAGAGCAGGGAGACAAUAUAAUUACAGUCAUUCCAAGAGGUUCAUUCUGCUGCAUUGCCCUUUUCAGGAACACCCCUCCCAUUUCUUUGGCACCAAUACUAUUUUUUAAAAACCUUCCUGGUAAAUUUCAAAAUGCCACUGGUAAAAGCAAACUGCUUCACUUAGCUCCUUGGUUACUUGUUUAAAAUUCAGUGUAUCUCAGUAGAAUUUUUUUAUGCAAGGGAUUGAAGCUCCUGACCUUGCCAUUUGGGGGAAGGGGAUGUCUAAGAGUAUGGGGAGGAGCUUUCACCUUCAACCCGAGGUCCUCAACUGCAUUCCACACGAAGCAUUAGCUUUAGGACAACAUGAGCAAAGACUGAACCCUGAGAAUGCAGUUUGCCCACUCAUCUAUUAAUUUGGUGUGUGAAUUAACAGGCUUUGCCCAGAAAGAGGAAGGGGUGAAGCUGUGGAAUUGCUUUCCUUGGAAAGCUUUGUUUAGUGGACACCUGUUAGUCCUGAAUGGCAGGCAGAAUCCUAGGUUCACAAGUGUUAAUUUUCUAACUCUGAAGCUCCUUCUAUUGUCAUUUCCAUCCGUCUAACUUUUCAGAUUCCUAAGUAUUUUUUCUGCUUCAUUCAUGUAUGCAUUCAUUCAUCCAUUCAGUGAGCAUUCAUUAAAUGUGAACUAUGUGCCAGGACUGCACUGGACAUGGGGGCCACUGUCCCUGCCCUUGAGCUUCCAAGGCCGUGAUGGGUGGAUGAGCAGGGGUCAGUGGGCAGACACCGAGGUCAGUGCCGCUGGUAGCCCACAUGUCUGGGGCAUGUGGAGCUGUGGAGCAUCACCUACUGGGUCUAGGGGCUGGUGAGGCUUCCUGGAGUGGUCCUAGAGAAACAAAUUGGCAAUAAUUAGGGAGGAAGUUUAGUGAAAGAAAGAGAAAGGCGUUUAGAGGGAAAUUUGGAAAGUGUGGCCAAAGGGUGUACCACGUAAACCCUCUCUCCAGUCCCCCACAGCUUUUAGUAAGAGAUCAGUUUCCUGAGAAUGUAUGUGGGCUGGGAGCUCUGUGGAGGAUGUGCCAGGCAUGGCUCGGUGCUCCUGAGCCUGCUGCCCCCAAGUGACACGGAGAAGGCUGUUUGCAGAACAGCCACAGGUAGCAGCACAAAGAACAAGCGUGAAUGGGAAACAGUUCUCAAGAGCUCUGCCUCUCUCUCAUGUGUCCAUUCGCCUCUUAAUAAUUACCGAAUACCUGCUGCACACACUGUCGUCGGGACUGGGAAAACAGGGAAAACCGCCGCAUCUUGGCCCUUUUGGACCUUUACAUAAUGAUCAGCAAAUAGAUGAAUCUGUGGUUUGUCAGACCAUGAUGGAGGAAGACAGCUAUGGAGAAAGACAAAGGAAGGAAGUGAGAUAGAGCCUGCAAGGCUAGGGUGAGGGUGGGAGGUGCGACACAGGUGACAUUCAAACUGAUCCUUGAGGGAGUGGCCAUGUGGGUGCCUGAAGUAAGGGUGGUCCAGGCAGAGGAAAGAAGCGGGAAAGCCCUGAGGCAGCAGUGGGCUUGUUGUGUUCAGGGAAAGGCAAGGAGGGGAAGGCAGAAGCAGAGCAGUGGGAGGGAGUGGGUCGGAGAGGAGGAGAUGGAGCUGGGCAGUGCAUGGAGGGCCGGGAGGCUCUGUCUCGGGCAAGGUUAGAAGCCAAUGGAGGCUGUGGGCAGGGGAGUGGCAGAUGUGACCUCUGUUUCAAUGUGAAUACCCACUGUCAGGUCAGCGUGGGCCCAGGCUUAGAGCAGCCAACUGGUGCCUAGCAAAAACAAACAAAAAACAAAAAACCCAGAGUCUCCAGAAACCAAUUAAGCAAAAAUAUGUAUAGAACAUCUAGUACGUGAAGGACAUUUUGCUAGGUAGUUGGUUCCUCUCCUGAAGGAGUGAGCUUUCCGGAUGAGUUGAAGAUAUGUGCAUGCUCGGGAGGUGACGGCUCAUUGCAGGGCAGGGCAUCAUCCGUGUUGAAGGAGUGCCAGUGUUUCAGAAACAGACACAGAGUAGGUACGUUUGAUGGACAGUUAAGAGGAACACUCUCUAUGUGACAGCACUGUUUUAAGUGCUCUGGAUCUUCUGGGGAUGAGAUUAGUGUUUUUCAGUCAUGCGUGGGAUAGUUGAGGAUCAUGCUAGGCAGAGGUGAGCCCUUUCCUGGAAGGAGUUAACCUAAAAAGCAUAAUCUGCCUCAUCUGGGAGGAGCUUAAUAAAUCUCUCUUCAAUGAAGUAAUGGUCAAUCAGAAAAUUUAUAUUUUAGCUAUAAAAUUACUUAUCACAAUUUACCAUGGGGCAUAAUCUUAGUCAAGCACCCAAAUUAAUAAUUUCAGGCAACAGAUACUGAAACGCCAAAGUGAUAAGGUGGCAGGUAUUUCAGUUAGCUACUGCUGCAUAAUGAAUGACCCCAAAGCUUAGCGACUUAAAACAAUGAUUUGUUAUUCCUCAUCAUUCUGUCAGCUGGGAGUUUCUUCUGCUGGCCUCACCUGGGCUCACGCACAAGACUGCAUUUAGCUAGGGUGUCAGCUUGGGGAUGGGCAUAGCUGGGAUGCUGGGUCACCUGAAUCUUUCUCUGCACGUGGUAUUGUUUUAAAAUACAGGUUUUAGCGGUGCCUCAGGAUGUAGAGUGUAACAAGGGGGCUGGGGUGGGCAGCGUGGGCCUGUCAGGCCUGUGGGUGCUCGCGUCCUCCAGAUCCCCCCGCAGCUGACUCCGCAGUGGUCCGCUCCGGUUGCCAGGCGCAGAUUUGCGUUCCGAACGGAAGGCUGCGUAUUCUCUGCUGCUUAUUGUGGCCUCAACAGGCCGUGGUUACUUUGGCCACUGCCAGAGCAGCCUUGGCACUAUGGAGGAGCCUAGGGCUACCCCUCAGCUGUACUUGGGGCUGGUCUUGCAGUUGCUACCCAGGGUUAUGGCAGCACUGCCUGAAGGUGUGAGACCAAAUUCGAAUCCUUAUGGUUUUCCAUGGGAAUUGGUGAUAUGUGCAGCUGUCGUUGGAUUUUUUGCUGUUCCCUUUUUUUUGUGGAGAAGUUUUAGAUCUGUUAGGAGUCGGCUUUAUGUGAGAAGAGAGAAAGAGCUUGCUGUAGCACUUUCUGGACUAAUUGAAGAAAAAUGUAGACUACUUGAAAAAUUUAGCCUUGUUCAAAAAGAGUAUGAAGGCUAUGAAGUAGAGUCAUCUUUAGAGGAUGCCAGCUUUGAGAAGGAGGCAACAGAAACACAACGUUUGGAGGCAACCUGUGAAAAGCUGAACAGGUCCAAUUCUGAACUGGAGCAUGAAAUACUCUGUCUAGAAAAAGAGUUAAAAGAGGAGAAAUCUAAACAUUCUGAACAAGAUGAGGUGAUGGUGGAUAUUUCCAAAAGGAUACAGUCUCUAGAAGAUGAGUCAAAAUCCCUCAAAUCACUACUAGCUGAAGCCAAAAUGACCUUCAAGAGAUUUCAAAUGAAGGAAGAAAAACUGAAGAUAGCAAUACAAGAUGCUUUGAGUGAAAAUUCUCAACUUCAGGAAAGCCAGAAACAGCUUUUGCAAGAAGCUGAAGUAUGGAAAGAACAAGUGAGUGAACUUAAUAAACAGAAAAUAACAUUUGAAGACUCCAAAGUGCACGCAGAACAAGUUCUAAAUGAUAAAGAAAAUCACAUCAAGACUCUGACUGAGUGCUUGCUGAAGAUCAAAGAUCAGGCUGGUAUGCUGGAAGAAGACAUAAUGGAUGAUGGUAACUUGGAAUUGGAAAUGAACAGUGAAUUGAAAGAUGGUGCUUACUUAGAUAAUCCUCCAAAAGGAGAUAUGAAGAAACUGCUUCAUGCUGCUAAGUUAAAUGCUUCUUUAACAACCUUAGAAGGAGAAAGAAACCAAAUUUAUAUUCAGUUAUCUGAAGUUGAUAAAACCAAGGAAGAGCUUAGAGAGCAUAUUAAAAAUCUUCAGACGGAACAAGCAUCUUUGCAGUCGGAAAACACAUAUUUUGAAUGUGAGAAUCAGAAACUUCAACAGAAAGUUAAAGUAAUGACUGAGUUAUAUCAAGAAAAUAAAAUGAAACUCUACAGGAAAUUAAUAGUAGAGGAAAAUAACCGGCUAGAGAAAGAGAAACUUUCUAAAGUAGACGAAAUGAUCAGCCAUGCCACUGAAGAGCUGGAGACCUGCAGAAAGCGAGCCAAAGAUCUUGAAGAAGAACUUGAGAGAACUAUUCAUUUUUAUCAAGGGAAGAUUAUAUACCAUGAGAAAAAAGCACAUGAUAAUUGUUUGGCAGCAUGGACUGCUGAAAGAAACCUCAAUGAUUUAAGGAAAGAAAAUGCUCACAACAGACAAAAAUUAGCUGAAACAGAGUUUAAAAUUAAACUUUUAGAAAAAGAUCCUUAUGCACUUGAUGUUCCAAAUACAGCAUUUGGCAGAGAGCAUUCCUCAUAUGGUCCCUCACUGUUGGGUCAGCCUUCAUCUGAAAUGAGAGCUUUUCUCUAUCCUCCAGCUUUGUUGGAGGGUCCACUCAGACUCUCACCUCUGCUUCCAGUGGGAGGAGGAAGAGGCUUAAGAGGCCCAGGGAAUCCUCUGGACCACCAGAUUACCAAUGAAAGAGGAGAAUCAAGCUGUGAUAGGUUUACUGAUACUCAAAAGGCUCCUUCUGACACUGGGCCCCUGUCACCUCCGUGGGAACAGGACCGUAGGAUGAUGUUUCCUCCACCAGUACAAUCAUAUCCUGAUUCAGCUCUUCCUCCACAAAGGCAAGACAGAUUUUAUUCUAAUUCUGCUAGACGCUCUGGACCAGCAGAACUCAGAAGUUUUAAUAUACCUUCUUUGGAUAAAAUGGAUGGGUCAAUGCCUUCAGAAAUGGAAUCCAGUGGAAAUGAUACCAAAGAUAAUCUUGGUAAUUUAAAUGUGCCUGAUUCAUCUCUCCCCACUGAAAAUGAAGCAACUGGCCCUGGCUUUGUUCCUCCACCUCUUGCUCCAAUCAGAGGUCCGUUGUUUCCAGUGGAUAUGAGGGGCCCGUUCAUGAGAAGAGGACCUCCUUUCCCUCCACCUCCUCCAGGAACCAUGUUUGGAGCUUCCCCAGAUUAUUUUCCACCAAGGGAUGUCCCAGGUCCACCACGUGCUCCAUUUGCAAUGAGAAAUGUCUGUCCACCGAGGGGUUUUCCUCCUUACCUUCCCCCAAGACCUGGAUUUUUCCCCCCACCUGCACAUUCUGAAGAUAGUGAGUUCCCUUCAGGGUUAAGUCUGCCUUCAAAUGAGCCUGCUACUGAAGAUCCAGAACCACAGCAAGAAACCUGACAAUAUUUUCGCUCUCUUCAAAAGUCGUUUUGACUGUUC
This is a messenger RNA of Pongo pygmaeus (Bornean orangutan), 5976 nucleotides long. RefSeq names its product cTAGE family member 2-like. Gene Ontology annotation, cellular component: endoplasmic reticulum membrane; endoplasmic reticulum exit site. NCBI's taxonomy places the organism in Eukaryota, Metazoa, Chordata, Mammalia, Primates, Hominidae. The record is from RefSeq and is a predicted model, not a curated record. Gene Ontology annotation, biological process: endoplasmic reticulum to Golgi vesicle-mediated transport; vesicle cargo loading; protein secretion.